Daktulosphaira vitifoliae (grape phylloxera) is the source of this 1117-nucleotide messenger RNA. RefSeq lists its product as uncharacterized. Bases 225 to 974 code for a protein of 249 amino acids. NCBI's taxonomy places the organism in Eukaryota, Metazoa, Arthropoda, Insecta, Hemiptera, Phylloxeridae. The record is from RefSeq and is a predicted model, not a curated record. The transcript is spliced from 2 exons.
UAUUUUUAAACGAGUUUUAAAAAAUAUAAAAAAAUGCAUAAGUCUUUUUUUACUAAUAAUGAAUGCUGGUUAUUAUUCAGAAUUUAGAAAAUUCGAAAAUGUUUUUUUGUGGAACGCCAUAAUAGCUAUUAAUAGAAAGGAGUGUUUGAUGAUGGCGUUGUGUUUUUUAUUGUUAUUCCAGUCUCUUUUAAAAAUUUUUAUAAACUGACGACAUCAAACUAUUUAUGCGUGUAAGCUCGACUGAUGACUGUUUGAAAUUACAGGAUGACCUUAAUAGAUUUUCUAAAUGGUCUAACUCAAUGGGAUUGUCACUUAAUUUAACCAAAUGCAAGGUCUUUACGUAUCACAGAACAAAACGUCCUAUUAUGUUUCACUAUAGUAUUACUGCAGUAAACAUCUCGCGUGAGUUAAACUCUAUUACAGAUCUAGGCUUUAAGAUUAGUUAUAAUCUUGAUCCUACGCUUCAUAUUGAUUAUGUUUGCUGUAAAGCUUUUAAAGCGUUAGGUUUUAUUAUGCGCUUGGCCAAAGAUUUCAAGCAAAGACUUUCACUUAAAGUGCUAUUCUGUUCUAUAGUCAGACCUAUUCUAGAAUAUGGUAGUGUAGUGUGGGAUCCUUAUACUGCCUUGAGCUCGCUACAGCUUGAGCGAGUUCAGCGAAAGUUCCUACGCUUUGUCAGCUACUCGCUCAACAUAGUCUGUCCAAACCACGAUUAUGCCUCUGUCUCGUAUUUGCUUGGCCUAUCAUCAUUAGCUGCGCGUAGGCGCAAUGCUGGAAUUAAUUUCCUAAUUGGUUUAUUGAAUGGUAAUAUUGAUUCGCCGAGCCUGUUGUCCCUCAUAUGUUUUAGAGUACCUCAGCGCGCAACAAGAAAUAAUGCUCCAUUUGUUGUCCCUCACUGCCUAACUAAUUAUGCAAAAAAUGAGCCACUUAGGCGUCUUAUGACUAAUGCCAAUGUUGACCCUAAUUUUUCAUUUUAAUUUUUGUAUUUUUCUUUAUGUUUAAUAAUUAAAUUCAUUUUCAUUUUGUAUUUCAUCUUUAUGUUUAAUAAUUAAUUUACAUAUUUUUAGUAUAUAUCUUUCUAUGUUACAAUAAUCUAAUUUAUGUACUUGUAUUAUUUGUA